AAAGAGUGGGAGCAAGAGUAGAAGAGGGAGCAAGUGGAGGCAAAACCAGGGAAAAGAAGCUGACUCAGAUUCUGAUAAAGAGUACAAACUGAAGCCACAGCACAUCUGCCAUGAGGAAUCUUCCGUUUCCCCUUGUGAUCAUAUGCCUGCUUUCCAUCAAAGCUUGCUGUCCGCUGCCAACAACAUCCGGAGCUACAGGGACAUAUCCCCGGGGUCACGGGCUUGUCACAGAUCCUUACUAUGACUAUGAAGAUACAACCUCUUCUGCUGUCAGCUCGUCUCCAAAAGGAACCCUGCAGCGGUGUGACUAUGAUCGCUGCCGUGAGAGACAGAUCCCUUGUAGGGAAUUGUCAGCCUCCACCGGCUGCUUGUGUCCGGGGUUCACCUUAUCUGAUCAGGCUCCAGGAGAGCCCAUCCUUAAAUCUGUGUCCUUGAAUGGGUCAGUAGUUGUGGUUCAGUGGUGUGAACCAUUAUCAUAUGUCACAUCUUAUAUUGUGACAGUAGGAGGACAAGAAAGGCAGAAAUUUGGAAGAGACCAAAGGAGUGGCACAGCAGGCAAAAUAGACAACAUAGCAGAAGUUUGUGUGGUUGCUGUAAAUGAAGCUGGACAAAGUGAUGGGUCAUGUAUGAUGUACCAGCCCACGGAUAACAGCCUGCCUCUGACAGCAGGACUCAUCGGGGGAUCCUUGGGCUUCCUGCUGCUUCUUUUGCUGGCUGUCCUGCUGUGGAGGCGCAGGAGGCAAAGAAAAUACGAGGCCAGCGUGUCUAUGAUGAACACAGCCGAGGCACAGUGAACAGAAAACACUGCACGCCUGAACACUUCAUGUAACAAGACUGGUCCUUCUUACAGUUAAUUAACUGUGAGAACAUUAUAAUGUUGGCAAUGAGAGGCUUUCUCAAAACAGGAGGAAACAGUGUUCAUUAGUAUAUAAUAUGUGAUUGGUCGUAUUAAUUACUGGUGUCUUCAAGGAAGUUCCCCUAAAAGCUGCAUAAAAUAAUAAGUAACUGAAAAAUCAAACAACAAUGAAGCAAAUUCUUACUUCUAUUUAGUGAGAGAGCACAUCCCAGUAUUACAUCCCUACACAGGGCCGCUUAACUGAAAAAAAGCAUAAUUUGUAGUUAAUUUACACUUAACAUGAUCAAAUAUUCAAACACGCAUUUGUGAAAUGCUCAGUCUGAAAUACUUUUAAAAGUGUAACAUUGCAAUGACAAAAUCUGCUACAAACAAAAGUGGCAGAAAACAAGAUGACACAGAAGUGAUUCUGCAAUAUAAAUAUAAUUUAAAUGGAGUUUAGCAGCAUCUGUUACCAUUGAGACAUACAGUAGAAGAAUGAAAAUAUUUUAUGUGAAACUCUCUGUGAGAGUCAUUUGCAUUUUGUCUUUAUUUAAGUGUGAAUUGAUGUGGCAUUAAGGGAUUAUGAAAGCAAAUUGUGUGCUGUAUUAUGUUGAAUAUUUAUGGGCUGUAUUUGUUGAUUUUGCCUUUACAAAGUUUUCUGGUACUGUCACUGUUGAGGCUUGAGCUACUGUGUAAGAUUGUUAAGUCUCAUUAAACUGAUGCAGAACAUUGCCUUAGCUGCACUCAUAUGUUCAAACGUCAUGCUUUGUUACAGCUUUUGGAUGGGUGUGUCUGUUUUUUUCCAUCUGUCCUGGUAUCGGAAGCAGCUUUAGAGAGCUGGAUGAGCACCAGUGUUCAGUGUUUUUUUUUCCCAGCUGUCAUACAAUAGUCUUUUUGAGAGGAUAUGGAUUUUGCAAGGCUUGCGUUAUUCUAGCAGAGACUUCUAGUCAGCACAGCAGCUGACUUCAGCUUCAGGCUUUCCUGCCACGAUGAGAAGAAGAAGAAAGUCCAAUAUUUUAAUCCUCCCAGUUUAUCUCAUGUUCAAGCCUCCAUCUGUAUGUCUCCCAGUCAUGUUAUAAUUCCUUUUUGCGCUGGUUGCUGUCGCUGAGCUUUUCCACCGCUCCCAGCACCAUUUAAAAAAACUUGUAGCAGUGAAACUUAAAACACAGUGAUGUCUGGAAGUCAUCUAACAUCUGUAAUGUUCAGACACAGCCAACUGUUUGUUGCAGUGGGUGAAAUGAUCCCAAGAUGCAGCUUUUAUGCGAUAAACUGCCCUCACACUGAAACUGGAAGGAAAUCUUCACAUAAAUGGGGCACAAUGAGUGGAAUCACAUUGGUGUACUGUGUCAAGUGUUGGUAACAGCUGGUUUUAAAGGAGCCAAGCUGUUAUGCGCUUAAAUGCAAAAUAUAACAACACUGAUAAGCAGUGGUGGAACAGUCGCGCUGUUCUUGACACAGAGGAGAUUUCUUACAAGAAAAAAACAUGUAGCUGUAUUUUAUUCUGAAACUGGCAAGCUUAGUCCUUUUUAGAUUAGAUUAUAAAAGAAAACCAACAUGAUGACCUCUGUUUUUGUAAUUGUAAGUGUUCUCAGAGUCUUCUCAAUAAAAGUGAAAAAGAUCUCAA
Messenger RNA from Melanotaenia boesemani (Boeseman's rainbowfish), 2459 nucleotides. RefSeq names its product LRRN4 C-terminal-like protein. The coding region runs from base 111 to 794 and encodes 227 amino acids. The record is from RefSeq and is a predicted model, not a curated record. Lineage: Eukaryota; Metazoa; Chordata; Actinopteri; Atheriniformes; Melanotaeniidae. The transcript has 2 exons. Gene Ontology annotation, molecular function: protein binding.